AUGAAACCUGGCACAGCCCCCGGACCUGAUUUUAUAUCAGCAGACUUUCAUCGAGUUGGUGGCCAUCCACUUCAUGUAAUCUCAGCGGCGCACAUUACGUCCUACGUUCAGAAAGAAAAGAUCCCAGACCGGUGGAAGAACUUGCGAACCGUUCUUAUCCAUAAGAAAGGUGACCGAGAGGACCUUCGGAACUACCGUCCGAUAUGCUUGCUGAGUGUGUUAUACAAAGUAUUCACCAAGAUCAUCCUCACACGCAUAUCUAGGACGCUGGAUGAAGCCCAGCCUCAAGAACAAGCUGGAUUCCGCCAGGGGUUCAGCUGCUUGGACCACAUCCAGACCGUGUCGAGGGUCAUAGAGGUUUGCCGGGAAUACCGCCUGCCCCUUGUUCUAACCUUCGUCGACUAUGAGAAAGCCUUUGACAGCGUAGAAACGAAUGCAAUACUGUCAGCGCUGAUCGAUCAAGGUGUAGACGCGUCAUAUGUGACGACAUUAGCCAAUUGUUAA
Necator americanus (New World hookworm) is the source of this 504-nucleotide messenger RNA. RefSeq lists its product as uncharacterized. Lineage: Eukaryota; Metazoa; Nematoda; Chromadorea; Rhabditida; Ancylostomatidae. The record is from RefSeq and is a predicted model, not a curated record. Bases 1 to 504 code for a protein of 167 amino acids. The transcript has a single exon.